UGGAGGCAGAUAACAAAGGGAUAUCAUUCUGUAACCAAUAAUCUAACAAGACAUGCAUUUGCACGAUGCUCUGGGUCUAGUUACCCAGUCAGCGGACUGAAAACCGUUGGAGAACGAUAGACAUCCGAGACCUGACUGGAUGUUGGAGUGAUUCUUCAGAGGACUGAGCCGCAUCAGGCACACCCUGAGAAUCAUUCACUCCUGAGGUGAUUCAGUUCAACCAUGUAUAGAUUCUUUAAGAAGAAGCCCCAAGCCGUGAAGGACGCAAAGAAAAUACAGGAAACAUAUGAAACAAACACGUUGGGAGACUCCCUUGAGACGGUCCUUUCCCAGAAAAGCGGGCGAAGUGCUUUUCGGGAUUUUCUAAAGUUGGAGUUCUGUGAGGAAAACCUGGAAUUCUGGCUCGCCUGCAAGGAGUACCGGUCGUUUGACAGUCUGGAGGAGCGGACACAGAUAGCGGCGAGUAUUUAUGAAGAGUUCGUCAGGGAGGGAUCCCCCAAACAGGUGAAUCUGGAUUCCUACACGAGAGAAACAAUCAGACAGAGUCUGGAAGAGCCGGGGUCGUCCUGCUUCGCCGCGGCAGAGAGGAAGGUCUUCAUCCUGAUGGAGAACUGCUCCUUCCCACGCUUUACCGAAACAGAGCCGUACAAACUCUUUAUUAACUCCAUUCCGAAACACAGAGGUCUUAAGAAAAAGCGCGAGGCUGUGAGAAUAAAGAGCCCUGUGGAGGAUUUCAAAGUGAACCCUCUGCUCCUGGUGAGCAAGGACUGACUCAGUGUGUGCUGCCGAGAGUCUGAAGUGUUGCCCAGACAGACUGACAAAGGGCUGCGGGUCAAAGUGCUGCACAGGCACUUCCUCAUCCCUCAAAUCUUCACAGUAGAUUUCUGUUAGACAAGAGAGAGAGAGAGCUGUGAAAAAUGACACCGAAACGAGUCAGCAGCAGAGAUAAGGCUCUUGCUUUUAAUAUGUAGCUUCUGUCAGGGACAGAAUGUAAAUAUGUUUUUUAUUAUUAUUGUUAUUAUUAUUGGUCUGCACAAAUGACUUGUAAUGAAAUGUAUUUUUUUAAGCUUGCACUAUAACAGUAUUUGUGAAAAUGUGAAAUCGUCCUGUCUUGUAUGCAUCAUGUAGCACAUGGAUUAUUUCAUGAUAAAUCACGUGAUUUUUUUACGCCACCAGCUGCGUGGAGGUAACAAAAGUGCAGCCUUCAUGCUGCAUCUGGUGCGCUACUGCCACCCAGUGGCCGGAGCGCAGUAGCUCAGUGGAGGUUAACCAUACUUAGAGUGAAUUUUUCUGGCAACUUCUGUAUAUAAAAAAAACUCACAUUGUUGGCAUUUCUUUCUUUCAGUUUCAGUGUUUUUUUUUCUUGUUGCCUUUAUUUUUCAUUUUCUUAAUGUACA
Molecule: messenger RNA, 1397 nt
Organism: Poeciliopsis prolifica (blackstripe livebearer)
Lineage: Eukaryota; Metazoa; Chordata; Actinopteri; Cyprinodontiformes; Poeciliidae
Product: regulator of G-protein signaling 21-like
Exons: 4
Coding region: 223-771 (182 amino acids)
Source: RefSeq, a predicted model, not a curated record